UAAAGAUGCAAAGGAUAUAGGUAUGGAUGUUAUUGUCAUGAGAAAUACGGUAGUCACGUCAUUAAUUUUUUUAAUUAGAUUAGAUUAGAUUCAACUUUAUUGUCAUUACACAUAUACAAGCACAGUGUAACGAAAUGUAGUUUAGGUCUAACCAGAAGUGCAAUUAGCAAUUAAUACCCCCUUGGUUAUACAGAAUGCCUUGUGUGGAUUUUUGAAACGCAUAAAGAAUGAUAAGAACAGGUGUUUUAGUGUCCAAGACAAGGUAGGGAGUGAAAGAGUAAAUAUGGAAGCAGAAGAGAUGACACUAUUAUAUCUAGGCUAUAGGGCACACCAGACUAAACCAACAUUUGCACAUGAUAGGAAAAAGUGACACAAGCGGGUGUGAGCACUGUUGGGUGACAGGAACAGUGGAUCAUGUGUUUAUACAUUGUGAGGUAUAUAGUAGUGAGAUAUAUACAGUGAAAGAGCUCAAUUUGUUGAAGAACUCAAAGAAUUGAAAGUCAAACUAACAAUUAAAGAAUCUAAAAAAUAUCUUAUUUUAUUAAGGUUUCUGAGAGAGUCACGUUUCUUACACAGAAUUUAAGGCUGUAAAUCUUUUUGUUUAGAUUAUAAAGUCUGGUAGUAUUUUCCACUUCCUCCUCCUUGGUCUUCACACUCCAUCCCAGUAGGUGGCGGAAAUGCACCAAAAGCUGGUUUGCCAACCGCCAUUAAACGAAAGAAUGAAAGAGAAAGAGAAACGAAUUGUGUCUGAGGGUUUAAGCGGCAAACACGAACUUUCAUGAGAGUUUUAUUUAGUUUUCUGCGGCGAACUAGUAAAAUGAAUUGUCGUUUGGACCAGAUUUUGAUCGACAUCAUGUCACAGAAGGUCGAGAUCUUAACUCCGUUUGUCAACCUCCAAUAAACUCGAGAGAAGAAGAAGCUGCUGCUGUAACACGUGCGCGUGCUAUGGACCAGACAAUUCGUUUCUUAUUUUAUUAAAUCUCAGUUUUAGGAGAAAAUACAUAAUGCUCGGUUACAUUAUUCUAUACGUCAAAGCGACUCGUCUCAUUUUCGUCGGUAUGUUAGUGUCUGUCUGUCGAUAUUCUCAAGUGCAAAACUUUGUUUAUGGACGCAGCGGCCAUUAAGUGAAUUGAAGAUCAAAGAUGAGGACGAUGUCUUUACUGUUUUUUAUAAGUUCUUUAUUCACUAACGUGUUUGUGUCUUCAGGUGUGUUUGGUGAUGAGACUGAGAGAGUCUCAGUGAAUGAUGGAGGAUCUGUGACUCUACACACUCAUCUUACUGAACUACAGACAGAUGAUGUGAUAGUGUGGAGGUUUAAAGGCGAUCGCAUAGCUAGAAUCUACAGAGAGGUCAACAGUGAUCCAGUUUAUGAGCCUGAUGUGAGAUUUACUGACAGACUGAAGAUGAAUCCUCAGACUGGAGAUCUCACCAUCACACACAUCACAUCUGAACUAACUGGACUUUAUCAACUAGACAUCAUCAGUGAAAAGACAGAAACAAAGUCAUUCAGUGUCGGUUUGUCUCCUAAAGUAAAGAUAGUGAAAGAGAGAGAUUCUGUCUCUCUACACAUUGAUGUUACUGAAGAACAGGGAAAUGAGAAGAUACACUGGAAGAUCAAACACAACAACUCUCCUGUAGCUGAAAUCAUUACAGAGAAUAGAAAUAUCUCAACACCUUUUAUUGAAGAGAGAUUCAGAGACAGACUGAAGCUGGAUGAUCAGACUGGAGAUCUCAUCAUCACACACAUGAAGAAUGAAGACUCUGGACAGUAUGAAGCAGAUGUCACCAUCGGCAGCAUCACACACACUAUAAACAAGACAUUCAGUUUCACUGACUCAGCGAGAGAGAGAUACAGCGGUGAUGAAGUUGUUGGACCCUCCACAGCUCCAUCUUCAGGUCUGAUAGCUGGAAUAUGUGUUCCUAUUCUUGUGGUUCUUGUUGCUGUUGUUGGUGUUGUGAUCUACCGUCAGCGCAUAAUGAAAUAUCAGGUUUCCGACACAGGAGAAGAGGAGACAAAUGAACCUUUGAGGAAUGGAGACGCCAGCAAUGGUGAUGUGCCUCCAGUGUAACAUGAUCAACUUCACACACGAUUUCGGGGGAGGAUGACGUCACAGUGCUGAGGGGUUCUUGCCAGCAUAGCUCCCGAACUUCUCAACAACUUUAUUCGUGUUUUAAAUCGCCAGAAAGUGUGUUUGUCAACUGAAUUAGGCACUUUAUAGACGUAUCAACAUGUCUUGCAAGUAAGGAAGCACCUGUCAGUCGGAAAAGGGGCCGAAAGUCCAGCGAAAUCUGCGGAGCAGAACCGCCGAAGCUGAUGCACAAGAUUGCGGCACAUGUGAGUGUGGAUACCCGGGAAAGCUCACGCAAGAAGUUACGGAAUGUGUCGGCAAUAUUUUGGAGGAAAUUUGCGAGUGCAUUAGACGCGAGGGGAUGGAACAUAAGCUGAGGGAAUUCUAUGCGAUUCCCGGCACUUCUCUGCUUUACACACGAGGGCAGAAAGUACUCGUUCCAGAACCCGCAAGAGGCGCAGGCUUUCGUGUCCGGUUUGCCUUAAUUAUUUUGUGUUGUUGCUUCAAUACAGGACCAGCCGCCAGAUAGAGCAUUGGUUCUGUGGACAUGGUUUGUGUGGGGGAACUCUCACACUUUCGGUUCGUACAAAAGGCAUAUCAGUCUGAUUUACACUAUCGUGCCUAACUGUGAAACUGUUGAGUCCGAUUUAUGCUUCAUUACAAGUCAAGAUAAGUUGGUAAGUAUGGUAAGUUUUAGGAUGUUGGAUAUCUCGAUAUUGAGCUGGAUAGUUGCUGGUUCGCCUCUCAGCGUCAUUAACCCUGAACUCUUCUAUUAUCUUUCAUGGGUUGAUCGCCGGUUGGCGACAUGUUAUUUGUUCUUUUCUCUUUUUUGUACUUUUUUACUUUCUAUGGCUGAUAUUUUGCAGACCUUCUGUUGGUUUUGUAGAACAUGCAUUCAGUUGUGUCACUCACUUCCAAUUCCUGUCAUGUACUCUCUGCAGCUGGAGUAUACAGUCUUAUCUACAGCUAAUGCAUAUUUUUGGUCAAUCUUUAAGGUAUGAGUGAUAUUAAGAUUAAUUCGUUAAAUGUUAAUUGGGUCUACCAUGUUAUUACAAGGCAAAAAAAAAUUUCUUAUCUCAAAAAAGAACAGGCCUAGAUCGGUUUCCUUCAAGAGACACGAUUGACGUUUGAAGCUCAGGCGAGGAUGGGUCGGUCAGGCAUUUUUAUCUUCCUUUAAUUCUCACAGUAGGGGGCUGCGAUCCUGAUUCAUAAGAAGUUAAAUUUCAAACUUGAGGAGACGAAGAGAGAUGCGAGGGAACGUUACAUUCUAGUUGCGGGUCAGCUUUUUGGGGAAAGAGUGCUUGUUGGAAGUAUAUAUGCCCCUAACACUUUAUAUAUGCCCCUUACACCUAACCUUAGCCUGAAUUAAUUGCUGAUAUUUCAUCAUUUUCAGUUGAUCGAAUGCUUCUCGGGAAGUUUUCAAUUGUGUUGUCAAACCCGUGUGGGACUUAAGCCCACCAAAACAUAACAUUUCGAGACAAACCACUAGAUUGAAGCAACUUUGUGAGGACUUGGGCCUACUCGAUACAUGGAGAGUAAUAAACCCAAAAGAUAAAGAGUUUACAUUUUAUUCUCGACCACAUAAGAUGUCCUCUAGAAUAGAGUUUCUAUGCAAAUUUUGGACCGAGUUAAACGGUGUGAGAUAGACGUGUGCUCUAUAUCGGAUCACAAUCCAGUUUGGGCAUCCAUUUCCCCACCCUAUUAUGACUCUGCCUCCCGUCACUGGCGUUUCAAACCUGCUCUGCUAAGUGACCCAAAGUUUGUGGAGUUCAGCAUUAAAAUGACUUUUCUGCUGAAUGUGACGCUUGAGGUAAUCCAUCUUCCAUUCAGUCCACAUUUUUCCAUCUGACAACUCGCUGGCUACUUCGGCUUCGCAGCAUGUUUUGCAGAGGAGCCCUUUCUCGCUCGAAAAAGAAAAAAAUCUCAUCCAGUUUCACAUCUUGUUCUUCUGUUUGCACAUUCUCUGACAGCCAUUCCAUCUUAAAAGAACCACAUUUCUUUUUUACUUUGGCUUGGUGAGUGGAUGAGCCACUGCCCGUUCGUUUCGCCAUAGUAAAGGGUUAGCUAGCUUAACCUUUGCCGCCGCACCAUCAGCUAUAUGCUAAACUGUUAAACAGCGUCUCAUACGCAAAAAGCGUUGUUAACGACAUUGAUUGGCUGUGUAGUAAAUACGUGUGAGCCGCAUCAUGUCAUUGGCUGGACAAUCAUUGUUGUACUGUAGUUACCACUUGUUGUGCUAUAACCACUGAGCUACAGGAACUUCAGGAAAUCUCAGGUAGCCCAUUAAUCAUCAUGAAGUUCUCUUUCGCGUCUUGUAUAUGUUCUUGUCAAAAAGGUUUACAGGGCACAUUCUGCACAGGAACUUGCCUUAAAACGACAUUUUAUUAUAACUAUUAAAAGUUAAAUAGAUUUAAUUAGAAUGUAAAUAAACUGCUGGCAACUACUUGAAAAUUGUAUAACUUGCUUUUGUACUUUAGUUUGGAACUUUUCUGCUUUGUUGAACUUUAAAUUAAACCCUUUUUUAAAUA
Molecule: messenger RNA, 4597 nt
Organism: Triplophysa dalaica
Lineage: Eukaryota; Metazoa; Chordata; Actinopteri; Cypriniformes; Nemacheilidae
Exons: 6
Coding region: 1143-2069 (308 amino acids)
Source: RefSeq, a predicted model, not a curated record